Drechmeria coniospora is the source of this 2115-nucleotide messenger RNA. Its product is annotated as Glucose-repressible alcohol dehydrogenase transcriptional effector. Gene Ontology annotation, biological process: nuclear-transcribed mRNA poly(A) tail shortening. The coding region runs from base 1 to 2115 and encodes 704 amino acids. Gene Ontology annotation, cellular component: CCR4-NOT complex; cytoplasm; nucleus. The record is from RefSeq and is a predicted model, not a curated record. The transcript is spliced from 2 exons. Gene Ontology annotation, molecular function: protein binding; poly(A)-specific ribonuclease activity. Lineage: Eukaryota; Fungi; Ascomycota; Sordariomycetes; Hypocreales; Ophiocordycipitaceae.
AUGUACUCCCAAAACCACCAGCAAGGGCACAACGCCCGGCUGAAUGGGGCGGGCCGCGGGAUGCCGAACCUGCUGUUCAACUACCAGCAGCAUGCCCAGCAUCAGCAUCCGUCCCAAGCCCAGCACCACCAGGGCCUGCAGCACGAGCACGGCAUCCCCAACGCCAAUGGACUGGCGCACCACGCAUCCUUUGGUUCCGCCGUCAUGUCCAACUCGUCCGCCUUCAAUGCGAACCCCGUGCCCAACGGGCACUCCGCCAGCGUCCGGGCCGGCCAGGGGCCUCCCAACGAAAUGUGGCAGGAGCAGUUGCGCAUGCACAAGGAAUCCGAGCGGGCGCAUUCGGCCAUGACGGACCAGCAACAACCGCACUACUAUGCCCGGCUGAAGGCGUCCGAGAAUAGGGGCAUCGGAGGCCCCUCCCCUUCGAAUUCCAAAACGCAGGCCGAUGGCGAGAACGAACCGGACGACAGGCGGCCGCCCUACAACCUGGACAAGGAGGCACGCCGGCAAGACUGGCACAGCAUGGACAUGAGCGGCCAGGGGCUCCGGAACCUGGCCCCCGAGCUGUUCCGAUACCAGUUCCUCGGCGAGCUCUACAUCGCCUCCAACAAGCUCACGCGCCUGCCCAAGGAGAUCGGGGAGCUGCGACAGCUGCGCCACCUCGAUGCCUCAUACAACCAAAUCUCGGAACUGCCGCCGGAGCUGGGCAUGUGCACCUACCUGCGACAGCUGCUUCUCUUCAACAACAACAUAUCGGAACUGCCCUUCGAGCUCGGCUCCCUCCACCUCUUGGAAAUGCUUGGUAUAGAAGGGAAUCCCUUGGAGCCCAACCUGAAGCAGGAAAUCAUGGACAAGGGUACCAAGAGUCUCGUCAACGCGCUGAGAGAAGGAGCUCCGAUCCCCCCUCCGCCAGCGCAACGAGCCAACAUCGUCAUUCAGGAAGAUGUCAUGGAAGGCUUGGAGCGGGUCAAGGUCUUCUCCUGGAACGUCCUCUGCGACAAGUACGCGACCGCCUCGACGUACGGCUAUACCCCGACUGGUGCACUGCACUGGGAGUACCGCAAGGACUGCAUCUUGGAGGAGCUCCGGCUCCGGGAUGCCGACUUCCUGGCUCUGCAAGAGGUCUCCACCGAUGCCUUCAAGGAAGAUCUCAGCCCCGAGCUGGCCCAGAUGGACUACAAGGGAGUGCACUGGCCCAAGUCACGCGCCAGGACCAUGUCGGAGAAGGAUGCCCAGUCGGUCGACGGUUGCGCCAUGUUCUACAAGCAGAGCAAGUACAUCCUGCUCGACAAGCAGCUCAUCGAGUUUGCGACCAUCGCCAUCAACCGCCCCGACAUGAAGAACCAGCACGACGUCUUCAACCGCGUCAUGCCAAAGGACAACAUUGCCGUCAUCUGCUUCUUCGAGUCGAGACUUACCGGCGCCCGCCUCAUCCUCGUCAACGUCCACCUCACCUGGGACUCGGCUCUGGCGGACGUCAAGGUCAUCCAGACCGGCAUCCUGAUGGAGCACGUCACCAAGCUGGCGGAAAAGUACGCGAGGUGGCCGGCGGUCAAGGACAAGAAGAUGAUCACCAUCCCCGGUUCAGACGAGGGAGACGCGGCGCCGCCCCAAGCCGAGCCGGGCCCGAGCCAGGAGUAUCGGUCCAACACGGAGAUACCGCUCUUCGUGUGCGGCGAUUUCAACUCGACCGAGGACUCAUCCGUCUACGAGCUGAUGUCGCUCGGCCGCGUGCCGCCGAACCAUCUGGAACUGACCAACUACCAGUACGGAAGUUUUACCCGCGACGGCAUCGAGCAUCCCUUCAGCCUGAGGGACGCGUACGCGCAUCUCAAGGGCACGGCUGACGAGCUGGCCUUUACCAACUACACUCCUGGAUUCUCCGACGUCAUAGACUACAUUUGGUACUCGACCAACACGUUGGAGGUCGUGCACCUGCUCGGUCCCGUCGAUCCCAACUACCUCAAACGAAUGCCGGCGUUCCCCAACUGGCACUUCCCAGCCGACCACAUCCAGAUCAUGGCCGAGUUCUUCAUCAAGCCCCGCAAGGACAAGAAGCAGGCGCCUGAGCGGGAGGUGGAUUUUGGAACCGGCUCGGGCGCAUCCCGCAGCUGA